This is a messenger RNA of Aspergillus oryzae RIB40, 3924 nucleotides long. RefSeq names its product putative ABC multidrug transporter. The transcript is spliced from 4 exons. Lineage: Eukaryota; Fungi; Ascomycota; Eurotiomycetes; Eurotiales; Aspergillaceae. Gene Ontology annotation, biological process: transmembrane transport. The record is from RefSeq and is a predicted model, not a curated record. Gene Ontology annotation, cellular component: membrane. The coding region runs from base 1 to 3924 and encodes 1307 amino acids. Gene Ontology annotation, molecular function: ATP hydrolysis activity; ABC-type transporter activity; ATP binding.
AUGAAGUCCGACAAGGAUAUACUGAUGAAGCCGCUCCCAAAGUCUCCUGGGACGGGCAGUACGACUACGGGUCACUCUGUCUCGCACGCUGAAGAGGUCCUCGAUCGACAGCUCCAUACGCCGGUGUCGCAAAUCGGCUUUUUUGGUAUCUAUCGAUAUGCGACUCGAUGGGAUGUCGCCAUUCUCUUCGGCAGUGCGCUUGCUGCGAUCGCAGGCGGUGCAGCACUACCUCUCUUCACGGUCCUCUUCGGCAGGUUGACGUCGACCUUUCAAGACAUCGCUACCCAUCGGAUUACUUACGAUCACUUCCAUCACGAGCUGACCAAGAAUGUGGUCUACUUCAUAUACUUGGGUGCUGCUGAGUUCGUCGCGAUUUAUCUAGCGACCGUCGGCUUCAUUUAUACCGGCGACCAUGUCGUACAGCAGAUUCGGGUGGAAUACUUCCAGGCUAUCUUAAGGCAGAAUAUUGCCUUCUUCGACACUCUUGGUGCUGGGGAGAUCACAACGAGGAUCACCGCCGACACGAACCUGAUUCAAGACGGUAUCUCCGAAAAGGUCGGCCUAGCCUUGACCGGGCUUUCGACGUUCGUGACGGCGUUCAUCAUCGCCUAUAUAAAGAACUGGAAGCUGGCACUAAUCUGUAGUGCCAGCCUGCUCGCAUUGCUGUUGACCAUGGGUGGUUGCUCCACCCUCAUGCUCAUUUUUAGCAAGAAAGCAUUGGAAUACCAGGGUCGUGGCGCCAGUAUGGCCGAGGACAUCCUUGACUCCAUCCGGACCGUCGCAGCGUUUAAUGCUCAGGAAACACUGGCGCGGAAGUACGAAUCGCAUCUCAAGGAUGCCGAAGGACCCGGAAUGAAGUCAAAAGUGAUCUUCGCCAUCAUGGUGGGAGCAUUACUAUGCAUCAUGUAUCUCAACUAUGGACUUGGCUUCUGGAUGGGGUCUCGCUUCCUCGUCGAAGGAAUCAGUAACAUCAAAGCCGGGGAUGUGCUGACCAUCAUGAUGGCCAUCAUCCUAGGUUCCUAUAAUCUGGGCAAUGUGGCCCCCAAUGGACAAGCGCUGUCGAACGCUGUGGCGGCAGCAUCAAAGCUGUAUAGCACCAUUGACCGUCAAUCCCCUUUAGAUGCGUUGUCCGAUCAGGGCAAGACGCUGGAGUUUGUCCGAGGAAAUAUUGUCCUCCAGAACAUCAGGCACGUUUAUCCCUCGCGACCCGAGGUCACUGUUGCCCAUGAUCUGAGUUGCUAUAUUCCUGCCGGUAAGACGACUGCCUUCGUGGGUCCCUCAGGGUCCGGCAAAAGUACCAUCAUCAGCUUGCUUGAGCGGUUUUAUGACCCAGUCGCGGGGACCAUUAUGCUCGACGGCCACGAUAUCCAGACAUUGAAUCUCCGAUGGCUGCGACAGCAAAUGUCGCUCGUGUCGCAAGAGCCGAGACUCUUCGCCACCACCAUCGCGGAGAAUAUCCGUUAUGGUAUCAUUGGCUCUCGAUUCGAAAAGGAAUCGACGUACGAGAUCCGAAAGCGAGUCGAAGCAGCAGCUCGAAUGGCAAAUGCGCACGACUUCAUCAUGGCGCUUCCAAAUGGUUAUGAUACAAAUAUCGAGAGCUUCUCGCUUUCUGGGGGCCAGAAGCAGCGCAUCGCUAUUGCCAGAGCUAUCAUAAAAGACCCUAAGAUCCUACUCUUAGACGAAGCAACAUCCGCCUUGGACACGAAAUCCGAAAAGCUCGUUCAGGCAGCGCUUGACAAGGCUUCUAAGGGUAGAACGACUAUUGUCAUCGCUCAUCGGCUGUCCACAAUCCAGAAGGCAUACAACAUCAUUGUUCUUGCCAAUGGUCAGAUUGUUGAGCAAGGGCCGCAUGAGCAUUUGAUGGAUCGACGGGGGAUCUAUUGUGACAUGGUGGAAGCGCAGCAGAUUAAGAAACGGUACUCGAGAUACUCCAAGAGAUAUUCCCAGCUAUUGACGAACUUGUCCCCUAAGCAUAACCCAAUGACCUUCUUCUUCGACAAAGAUUACCCGGGCGAUGACGAGUCCGAUAUUUACAGCAUCCUCAGUGAUGACGCAUCCGAUAUUGGAUUGCACACUGGGGAGAAACAAAGACCAGUGUCGAGAAUGUCACUAUCUCAUCUCAUGCAGCCGGUCAAGGAAGAGGCAUAUUCUUUCUGGACUUUGUUCAAGUUCCUUGCCUCGUUCAACCGUCCCGAGUGGCCGUUUUUAUUACUAGGGCUCUGCGCAUCUAUACUGGCAGGGGGGAUCCAACCAUCGCAGGCUGUGCUGUUUGCGAAGGCUGUCAGCACCCUCAGCCUGCCCCCUCUUGAAUAUCCGAAGCUCCGGCACGAUGCCAACUUCUGGUGCCUCAUGUUUCUCAUGAUUGGCAUUGUGUCGCUUGUGUUGUAUAGUGUGCAAGGGACCUUGUUUGCAUAUAGUUCCGAAAAGAUGGUCUACCGGGCCCGCAGUCAAGCAUUCCGGGUGAUACUGCACCAGGAUAUCUCUUUCUUCGAUCAACAGGAAAACACGACAGGCGCAUUAACAGCCACUCUGAGCGCGGGGACCAAAGAACUAACUGGCAUUAGUGGCGUCACAUUGGGGACUAUCUUGAUUGUCUCUGUCAAUCUUGUGGCUUCCUUGGGGGUAGCCCUUGUAAUAGGCUGGAAGUUGGCACUGGUGUGCAUCUCCGCGGUUCCAGCCCUGCUGAUGUGUGGAUUUGUUCGCGUUUGGAUGUUGGAGCGGUUCCAACGAAGGGCCAAGAAAGCAUAUCAAGAAUCAGCUAGUUCUGCUUGUGAGGCAGCCUCUGCCAUCCGUACGGUCGUUUCUUUGACCAUGGAGACGGAGGCUUUGCAAUCCUAUCAAGCACAGCUCCGUCGGCAGCUGAAGAGUGAUAUACUCCCCAUUGUGAAAUCGUCCUUACUCUACGCCAGCUCACAGGCGUUGCCUUUCUUCUGCAUGGCGUUGGGGUUCUGGUAUGGCGGGUCUCUACUUGGUCAUGGAGAGUAUUCCCUGUUUCAAUUUUACGUGUGCUUCAGUGAGGUGAUCUUUGGGGCCCAAGCCGCUGGAACGGUUUUCUCUCAUGCCCCGGAUAUGGGAAAGGCGAAGCACGCUGCCCGUGAGUUCAAACGUCUGUUCAGCAGCGACACAAUGCAUGCUUCUCGGAGCAAAGGAGUUCCGGUUACGUCCAUGCGAGGACUGGUGGAGUUCCGCGAUGUCUCCUUUCGAUAUCCCAGUCGCUUGGAACAACCAAUCCUUCGCCACUUGAACCUGACCAUCAAGCCAGGGCAAUUUGUUGCACUAGUGGGUGCGAGUGGAAGCGGCAAGAGCACUACCAUUGCGUUGCUGGAGAGAUUCUAUGAUCCCCUCAAAGGUGGUGUUUACGUAGAUGGAAAGAAUAUUAUCACUCUCGAGAUGUCUUCCUAUCGCAGUCACUUGGCUCUCAUUAGCCAAGAACCGACUUUGUUCCAAGGGACCAUCCGAGAGAACAUCCUGCUAGGGAGCAACACACCUCAUGUCACAGAUGAUUUUCUUGUUAAAGCCUGCAAGGAUGCAAACAUAUACGAUUUCAUAUUGUCAUUGCCGCAAGGCUUCAACACCAUUGUUGGCAAUAAGGGAGGCAUGCUCUCCGGUGGCCAGAAACAGCGCAUUGCCAUCGCUCGGGCCCUCAUUCGGAAUCCAAAAAUCCUCCUGUUGGACGAGGCUACGUCCGCGCUAGAUUCCGAGUCGGAAAAGGUGGUCCAGGCAGCAUUGGAUGCCGCCGCGCGGGGACGCACAACGAUCGCAGUUGCUCACCGGCUGAGCACUAUCCAGCGCGCAGACUUGAUAUAUGUGCUAGAUCAGGGGGAGGUCGUUGAAUCAGGUACGCACCGGGAACUUCUCCGGAAGAAGGGACGCUACUACGAACUCGUCCAUCUACAGAAUCCGGAUGCCACGGGUACGAAGUAG